AUGCAAGAGAUUAUAAUUAUAGGAAUUGGAUAGUGUGGAAUUAAUAUAGGAUUGGAAUUCAUAAAGCAAUUAAAUUAUGAUCAUUGUUUAAAUAGUCAUUAAGAAAUAAUUGAUUAAAAUAGAUACAAAAAGAAAAUCAAUGUUUUUUAUAAUGAAAAUUCAAGAUAAUAGUUUAUUCCGAGAUGUUUGUUUCUAGACUUAGAACCAAGUAAUAUCUGUUUAUAUGGUUAGGUUAAAUUGAUAAAUUACUUAUUUAGAAGGAUGUACUUAUUGAUCCAAAUUGUUGUUUUUCAAUGAAUUUUGGUAGCAAUAAUAUUUUUGCAAUUGGAAAAUAUACUAAAGGAUAAGAAUUAAUGGAAUAAUGUAAACAUGUAUUAAAUAAUUACUUUGAAAAAUCAGAUAAUUUAUAAGGCAUUAUGAUGUUUUUUUCAACUGGAGGAGGAAGUGGUUCAGGCAUAGCAAAUAAUUUGAUUUUUUAUUUUCAUGAAAAAGACUUAACAAAGAUAGUUCAUUGUAAUCCUGUAUUUUAGUAUGGAAUAACACAAAAUUAUUUAGAAAUAUAUAAUACAGCAUUCAUUUUACAACCUAUGACUGAAAUUGUUGAUUUAGUAACAGUUUUUGAUAAUGUUGGUUUAUAAUCUAUAUGCACAAUCAAUGGAAUAUCUUAAAAUUAUGAAAAUUAUAACAAAAUUAUAUCUGAGAGUUUGAUUCAAACCACUGCUUCAUAUCGAUUUCCAGGAUUUCUUAAUGGAGGAAUGAAGAAACUUUAGUUGAAUUUGAUACCAUUUCCAAGAUUACAUUUUUUUUAACCUAGCUAUAUGAUUAUUAAUUAAUCAAAUUGGAGUAUUACUAAUAUUCUGAAAACAUAAUAUAAGUUGUGUUCUUUUGAAGAUAAUUUACAAAAUGAAUACACCUCAUAUCAGAUUUAAUUAAGAGGUAAUUGCUUUGAAAUGCCUGAAUCUCAAUCCUUACUAAUUAAAAAAGAAGAUCUCUAUUAAUUUAUUGGUCAUGAUACUCAUUAUAGAGUUCAUACUAGUGUUUAACAUAGAGAUCAUGAAAAUAUUGUUGGAUUUUUAGGAAAUUCUAAUGGAUUUAAAAAUUAUAUUUAGUGUUAUUCAGAUAAUUUUGCAAAAAUGUUUAGAAAAAAAGCUUAUGUACAUCUUUAUUCAUCUGUUGGGAUGGAUGAAAUGGAAUUCACUGAAGCAGAGACUAAUAUUAAUGAUUUAAUUUCUGAAUAUGAACCUUUUAUUCAUAGUUGUUGUCAUAGCGAUUAUGAUUAUGGUGAAGAAGAAGAAUUUUGA
Molecule: messenger RNA, 1301 nt
Organism: Paramecium pentaurelia
Lineage: Eukaryota; Ciliophora; Oligohymenophorea; Peniculida; Parameciidae
Source: the annotation of a GenBank genome assembly